Parnassius mnemosyne (clouded apollo) is the source of this 696-nucleotide messenger RNA. The record is from the annotation of a GenBank genome assembly. Lineage: Eukaryota; Metazoa; Arthropoda; Insecta; Lepidoptera; Papilionidae.
UUGCUGCUCCAUGAGGUUAGAGGACCGACAUCUUUUGAAGACUUAAAGACUGUGAAUGGUAUCCUCCAUCCAACAUUUCAAUCUACUUGUGAGACUCUACGAUUGCUCGAAGAUGACAACUAUUGGGACACUACUUUAGAGGUAGCUGCAUUGUGUGAUUCUCCUUUGAAUAUGCGAGAGCUAUUUACAAUAAUGUUAACUAUCCUUUGCAAUAUUGAGAAAGAAAUUAGAAAAAUAUUUUUUCUGGAUUCUCCUAGUGGCACUGGAAAAACCUUCCUUAUCAAUUUGCUAUUGGCAAAAGUAAGAAGUAAUCGUGGCAUCACCUUAGCUGUCGCAUCAUCAGGAAUUGCAGCAACACUGUUGGAGGAAGGCAAGACAGUUCACGCUGCCUUCAAGCUCCCGUUAAAUCUCAUCCAUGUCGAAACUCCACUCUGCAACAUUUCAAAACAGAGUAGUGCGGCCCAAGUGCUACGUGAUUGUAAACUUAUAGUUUUGGACGAAAGCACGAUGGCGCAUAAAGGGGGUUUCGAAGCACUAAACAGUACUCUAAAAGAUAUCAGAGGAAACGAUGACAUGAUGGUUGGAGUCACCAUGUUGUUAGCUGGAGACUUCCGUCAGACUCUGCCGAUAGUGCCGAAGGGAACUCGAGCUGACGAAGUUAAGGCUUGCAUUAAGGCCUCAAAUCUUUUGCUUUAG